Messenger RNA from Copidosoma floridanum, 482 nucleotides. RefSeq lists its product as uncharacterized. The record is from RefSeq and is a predicted model, not a curated record. Lineage: Eukaryota; Metazoa; Arthropoda; Insecta; Hymenoptera; Encyrtidae.
CCUAUACUUGUUCUUGUGCGCGCUUCUGCGUUUUUAUGUAAUAUGACAGGUUAUUUUCUGUUGUAUUCUUGAAUAUUAUUUACUGUUGGGAAUUAAGACAACAGUUAAAAAUGAGUAACAGCCAAGAUGAAAAAACUAAAAUUGAAAUUCAAAAGUUACUAGUAGCUAUAAACGACGACAUGAUUAAAAUAAAGGACGAGUUAUCCGCAGUACAAGCCCUCGUAGAAGAAAACGCUUUGCUACCGACGUCCGCGAAAUUGGCAAAUGAAAAGUUGACUAUAAUUGCCAAGGAGGCUGGAAUCGACCUGGGUAAUUUGGAGAGUGUUUUGAAUGAGUCUGCAGAUGAAGAGGAAAGUCAAUCAGAAAGUAGUGACCAAAAAAAGGCCAGCUGCAAAUCCACGUCAGUUCAAUCAAAUGUUGCCAUUAUUGCUGCUGCCACGGAUAAACUGGCAGUUAAACUAAAGCGUACGUUGAAAAAGUGA